AUUAUAACAAUAUUAUCCAGGGUCAACAAUAUCAAUAACGGCGGAACCCGUCGAACAACGACAGUAGCAACAACAACAACAACAACACCGACAACAACAACGACAACAUCGGUCAACAGUGGUAUUUCAUGAUAUUAUUGUCACGCGGCCGAUCGUUCCCGGUUCCCCGUAUCACGGAUAAUUCGCCGCCGCCGCCGCCGACCGGGCCGGCGCGUUGGAGUCGUCGGCGUCGUCUCUCCGGACGCCGCGCAGUCGCCUUCCGCCGCACUCGUCCCGACUCCCGACGGCACGUCAAUCAAUACUCCGCUCGCUACGACGGUACCCUACGACACGUACGCCGCCCGCCAAACGUCGCUACGCGCCAGGUCUACCGCUGCGCACCGUUCAGACGGACAUCCACACCCACAUCGACGUGUGUUUAGCGUUCGUCGUCGUCGUCGUCGCGGGUGUGUGCUCGGGAGAUAGGAUCAGCGACGGGCCGCGGUGCGAGAGUGCAAAGUCGUCGUCGUCGUCGUCAUGGGUUCGUACCUGAACAAACCGAAAACGGACAAGGAAUCCGAGGACAUGGAGAACGACCUGCUCAUGUGCGGCGUCAGUUCGAUGCAGGGCUGGCGCGAGAAACAAGAGGACGCCCACGUCUGUUUGGUGGACUUCGAUGAUGACAUGUCGCUCUUUGGCGUCUUUGACGGACACGGCGGCGCCGAAGUGGCGCAGUAUGCCGUUGAGAUGCUGCCUUCACUGAUCAAAAACGAACUGUUCGAACAAGGCGAAUACGAAAAAGCACUGGUCAAGGCUUACAUGGAUUUCGACGACAGUCUAAUUGAACCGCCAGUAUUAAGGAGGCUGAGAACUCUUCGAUUGAAAAACGGCAAAACAGAAGAGAGUGGGGAGAAAAUGUUAACAUGGAUUCUAAAAUUUUUUGAUAAUGGCGAUGUAGAUGAAAAAAAACUUGUUGAAACGGAAUUGGCUGGAAAAGACAGUGGUUGUACAGCAGUUGUAGCUUUAUUGGUAAAAAAUAAGCUUUAUGUGGCUAAUGCGGGGGACUCUAGAUGUGUGGUGUCUAUUGGCGGCAAAGCCCAUGCGAUGUCAAAAGAUCAUAAGCCUAGAGAUAAAUCCGAGUUGAAGAGAAUUCUUGCAGCCGGUGGAAGAGUUUCAAGUGAUGGAAGAAUCAACCAUGGUCUUAAUAUGUCUCGAGCUUUAGGUGAUCAUAUGUACAAGACAAAUAGUUUAUUUCCAAAUACCAAGCAAAUGAUCACUGCUCUACCUGAUGUACAAGCCAUUGACUUGACACCAGAAAAUGGCGAUUUUAUAGUUUUAGCGUGUGAUGGUAUUUGGAACUCGUUGUGCAGCCAGAAAGCAGUUGAUUUUAUAUCAAAUCGUAUUCACUGUCCAGAUGUCAAAUUAUCAUUAAUUUGUGAAGAAUUAUUUGAAGUAUGUUUGGCCCCUGAUACACCAAAUGCUGGAGUUGGCUGUGAUAACAUGACUUGUAUCAUUGUGAAGUUCAAACAUCACCAGAAACGUUCACUUACGGAUGAUGUAGAAGAAGAAUCUGAUCUCGUUACUGACUGUAAGAAACCUAAAUUGGAUGUGACAGCACCUGAAUCUGUAGAUUAAUAUUGCAUCUGACCUUCAACUUCUCCGUGAGUCACACGCAUGUGACAAAUUUAAUUAAAUUUCUCUCGAUGAUUUGUCAUAAGAUUAAUCUAGACACAUUAUAUUGUAUUUUUCAUAAUUUAAAUUUCAUUUUUAUUAGAGUAAAUUUUAUUUAUUUUAAGUAACUAGUUUUAAUCACUUAUAUUUAAUUUAUUUAAAUAUAUUAUAUUAUAUUAUAUUAUGAGGAUGCUAUGCCCGCAUGACGUGUUGUGUCUGUCACUCUAAUAUUAAAUAUUUGCUACAAAAUGUGCCAUGUUGUUAUUCAUCUGUAAAAUGGAGUUAACUCAUGCGGUUA
Messenger RNA from Acyrthosiphon pisum (pea aphid), 1948 nucleotides. Its product is annotated as putative protein phosphatase CG10417. The transcript is spliced from 8 exons. NCBI's taxonomy places the organism in Eukaryota, Metazoa, Arthropoda, Insecta, Hemiptera, Aphididae. The record is from RefSeq and is a predicted model, not a curated record. Bases 517 to 1614 code for a protein of 365 amino acids. Gene Ontology annotation, molecular function: protein serine/threonine phosphatase activity; cation binding. Gene Ontology annotation, biological process: protein dephosphorylation.